AUGAUCCGUAGAGCUAAGAGUGAGUGGCAAAAGCUGGAGACCUCACAAACUUCAUUUCCAAAUCUGGACUUAGAGUACCUGGAAACUCUGACUUGCCGUACAUACCAACUGAAGCUUGCACCUGAUUAUAUCACAGAACAUCAUACAAAUGAUAGUGAUUACGAGUAUACGGAUAUCGUCUUUGUCUUGGAUACGUCAGGAAGUAUUUCAAACCAAGGUAAAUUGCAGGCUGUCAAUUUCAUCUACAACGUCACAGAAUGGCUGACGAUCGGACCAGACGACAUCCUAGUUUCUGUUGUAACGUUUAAUACGUCACCAAAGGAGCAUUUCAAAUUAAAACAGUUCAACAACAAGUCCGAACUUCUCCCACAGAUAAAACAAGUAGCAUAUGGAAACACAAGGGGUACCACAGACACUGCCGAAGCAUUGAGGUUUGUUCGCCAAAAUUCCUUUCUCCUUCAAAAUGGUGGACGGCCGAACGCCAAUACGACUGUAGUUCUGUUGACGGAUGGUCAAUCGGACGAUCGCUCAGGAACAUUGCAUGAAGCCAGCUGGCUAAAGUCAACAAUGAAUACAGAAAUAUUUGUCGUCGGAAUCGGCAGUGCCGUGUCAAGGAGCAAUGAUGAAAUAAGAGGAGUAUCGAGUGACCCCGAUUCUUAUUAUAUACAACAGGUCGACUCGUUCAUUUACCUGUGUAACUUAGUACCUGCUAUGGUUCCCAAACUCGAUAUCGUCUUUCUCGUGGAUACGUCAGGAAGUAUUUCAAACCAAGAGGAGUCGCAGGCUGUCAAUUUCAUCUACAACGUCACAAAAUGGCUGACGAUCGCACCAGACGACAUCCGAGUGUCUGUUGUAACGUUCAAUAGCGAACCAAAGGAGCAAUUCAAAUUAACAGAUUACAACAAAAUGGCCGAACUUCUCCAACAUAUAAAACAAGUCGCCAACGAAACAACGGGCGGCGGCACAAACACUGCCAAGGCACUGAGGUUUGUUCGCGAACAUUCCUUUCUCCUUCAAAAUGGCGGACGACCGAACGCCAACAGUACUGUAAUUCUGCUGACGGAUGGUCAAUCGUACGAUCCCGUUGGAACAUUGCGCGAAGCGGGCUCGCUUAAGUCAAACAAUACGGAACUAUUUGCCAUUGGAAUCGGCAGUGCGCUGUCAACAAGCAAUGGUGAAAUAAGAGGAGUAUCGAGUGACCCCGAUUCUUAUUAUGUACAACAGGUCGACUCGUUCAUUUACCUGUGUAACUUAGUACCUGCUUUGGUUCCCAAACUCGAUCCCUCGUCUCAAGCUAUGUCAAUACUAAAUUGUCCUACGCCUCCACCGACCACCACCCAACACCAGAGUUCCGGCGUCCCGGUGGUGGAUUCCUCGACCACAACACCUACAACCCCAUACCAACUAGAAAGUACAACAAACACAUCUCCAACACAAAACGGCACACACAUAAAAGAUAUCGUCUUUCUCGUGGACACGUCAGGAAGUAUUUCAGACCAAGAGGAGUCGCAGGCUGUCAAUUUCAUCUACAACGUCACAAAAUGGCUGACGGUCGGAGUAGACGACAUCCGAGUGUCUGUUGUAACGUUCAAUAGCGAACCAAGGGAGCAAUUCAAAUUAAGAGAUUACAACAAAAUGGCCGAACUUCUCCAACAUAUAAAACAAGUCGCCAACGAAACAACGGGCGGCGGCACAAACACUGCCAAGGCAUUGAGGUUUGUUCGCGAACAUUCCUUUCUCCUUCAAAAUGGUGGACGACCGAACGCCAACAGGACUGUAAUUCUGCUGACGGAUGGUCAAUCGGACGAUCCCGUUGGAACAUUGCGCGAAGCGGGCUCGUUUAAGUCAAACAAUACGGAACUAUUUGCCAUUGGAAUCGGUAGUGCGCUGUCAACAAGCAAUGGUGAAAUAAGAGGAGUAUCGAGUGACCCCGAUUCUUAUUAUGUACAACAGGUCGACUCGUUCAUUUACCUGUGUAACUUAGUACCUGCUUUGGUUCCCAAACUCGAUCCCUCGUCUCAAGCUAUGUCAAUACUAAAUUGUCCUACGCCUCCACCGACCACCACCCAACACCAGAGUUCCGGCGUCCCGGUGGUGGAUUCCUCGACCACAACACCUACAACCCCAUACCAACUAGAAAGUACAACAAACACAUCUCCAACACAAAACAGCACAAACAGAAAAGAUAUCGUCUUUCUCGUGGAUACGUCAGGAAGUAUUUCAGACAAAGAGGAGUCGCAGGCUGUCAAUUUCAUCUACAACGUCACAAAAUGGCUGACGAUCGGACCAGACGACAUCCGAGUGUCUGUUGUAACAUACAGUAACAUACCUAAGGAGCACUUUAAAUUAAGAGAUUACAACACAAGAGCCGAACUUCUCCAACAUAUAAAACAAGUCACCAACGAAACAACGGGCGGCACCACAAACACUUCGACAGCAUUCAGUUUUGUGAGUCAAAAUUCUUUUCUCCUUCAAAAUGGCGGACGGCCGAACGCCAACAGGACUGUAAUUCUGCUGACGGAUGGAAAAUCGAACGAUCCCGUUGGAACAUUGCGCGAAGCCGACUUGCUCAAGUCAGAAAACAAUACAGAAAUAUUUGCCAUUGGAAUCGGUAGUGCGGUGGUAACAAGCAAUGAUGAAAUAAGAGGAGUAUCGAGUGACCCCGAUUCUUAUUAUGUACAACAGGUCGACUCGUUCAUUUACCUGUGUAACUUAGUACCUGAUUUGGUUCCCAAACUCGAUCCCUCGCCUAAAGUGAUGUCAAUACUAAACUGUCCGACGCCGCCACCGACCACCACCAAACACCAGAGUUCCGGCGUCUUGGUGAUGGAUUCCUCGACCACAACACCUCCAACCCCAUACCAACUAGAAAGUACAACAAACACGUCACCAAUACAAAACGGCACAAACAGAAAAGAUAUCGUCUUUCUCGUGGAUACGUCAGGAAGUAUUUCAAACCAAGAGGAGUCGCAGGCUGUCAGUUUCAUCUACAACGUCACAAAAUGGCUGACGAUCGGACUAGACGACAUCCGAGUGUCUGUUGUAACGUUCAAUAGCAAACCAAAGGAACAAUUCAAAUUAAGAGAUUACAACAAAAUGGCCGAACUUCUCCAACAUAUCAAACAAGUCGCCAACGAAACAACGGGCGGCGGCACAAACACCGCCAAGGCACUGAGGUUUGUUCGCCAAAAUUCCUUUCUCCUUCAAAAUGGUGGACGACCGAACGCCAACAGGACUGUAGUUCUGCUGACGGAUGGUCAAUCGGGCAAUACAUCUGAAACAUUGCGCGAAGCGGGAUCGAUUAAGUCAAACAAUACGGAACUAUUUGCCAUUGGAAUCGGCAGUGCGCUGUCAACAAGCAAUGAUGAAAUAAGAGGAGUAUCGAGUGACCCCGAUUCUUAUUAUGUACAACAGGUCGACUCGUUCAUUUACCUGUGUAACUUAGUACCUGCUUUAGUACCCAAACUCGAUUCCUCGUCUCAAGCUAUGUCAAUACUAAACUGUCCGACGCCGCCACCGACCACCACCCAACACCGGAGUUCCGACGUCCCGGUUGUGGAAUCAUCGACCACAACACCUCCAACCCCACCACAACCAGAUAGAACAACAAACACAUAUCCAAUACAUAAAAGCACAGACGGAAAAGAUAUCGUCUUUCUCGUGGAUACGUCAGGAAGUAUUUCAAACCAAGAGGAGACGCUGGCUGUCAAUUUCAUCUACGACGUCACAAAAUGGCUGACGAUCGCACCAGACGACAUCCAAGUGUCUGUUGUAACGUUCAAUAGCGAACCAAAGGAGCAAUUCAAAUUAAGAGAUUACAACAAAAUGACCGAACUUCUCCAACAUAUAAAACAAGUCGCCAACGAAACAACGGGCGGCGGCACAAACACUGCCAAGGCAUUGAGGUUUGUUCGCCAAAAUUCCUUUCUCCUUCAAAAUGGCGGACGACCGAACGCCAACAGGACUGUAAUUCUGCUGACGGAUGGUCAAUUGGACGAUCCACUUGAAACAUUGCGCGAAGCGGGCUCGCUUAAGUCAAACAAUACGGAACUAUUUGCCAUUGGAAUCGGCAGUGCGGUGUCAACAAGCAAUGAUGAAAUAAGAGGAGUAUCGAGUGACCCCGAUUCUUAUUAUGUACAACAGGUCGACUCGUUCAUUUACCUGUGUAACUUAGUACCUGCUUUGGUUCCCAAACUCGAUCCCUCGUCUAAAGCCAUGUCAAUACUAAACUGUCCUACGCCGCCACCGACCACCAGUCAUCACAACAUAUUUGGUGUAACCUUGUCGAGCUAUGACGUAACGGAAAAAGAUACAAACGGUAACGGUACAUUGUAG
Messenger RNA from Pecten maximus, 4335 nucleotides. Its product is annotated as collagen alpha-3(VI) chain-like. The record is from RefSeq and is a predicted model, not a curated record. NCBI's taxonomy places the organism in Eukaryota, Metazoa, Mollusca, Bivalvia, Pectinida, Pectinidae. Bases 1 to 4335 code for a protein of 1444 amino acids. The transcript has 12 exons.